AUGUACGCCAGGAAGUCAGAAGGAAAGGAGCUUCGCAGAGGAAGGUCUUUGGACAACAGGACCGUGUCCAGCAGCUUCGGGAGAGGCUCCACAACCAUCAUCUUCACUCUGAAAAACGAAGUCGGUGGUCUCAUAAAGGCUCUGAAACUUUUCCAGGAAAAACACGUCAACCUCAUCCACAUCGAGUCCCGAAAGUCCAAACGAAGGAAUUCCGACUUUGAGAUCUUUGUGGACUGCGACACCGACCACGAGCAGUUCAAGGAGCUCGCCGAGCUGCUCAGGAAGCACACGGACAUCGUGGAGAUCUCGCCGCUCGACGGCUCCGCUCUACCCGAGGACGAUGUGCCCGGCGUGCCGUGGUUCCCCAAGAAGAUCUCAGACUUGGACUUGUGUGUAAACAGGGUUCUGAUGUACGGCUCUGAACUUGAUGCAGAUCAUCCGGGAUUUAAGGACAACGUGUACAGAAAACGAAGACAAUAUUUCUCUGGUUUAGCUAAAAACUACAAACACGGCGAGCCCAUCCCUCGCGUGGACUACACUGCAGAGGAGGUGCGUACCUGGGGCGUGGUGUUCAGGGAGCUCCACAAGCUGUACCCGAGCCACGCCUGCAGGGAGUACCUGAAGAACCUCCCCCUGCUGACCAAGUACUGCAAGUACAGCGAGGACAACAUCCCCCAGCUGGAGGACGUCUCGCACUUCCUUAAAGGAGUGGUGCGGGUGCAGCCCAGCUUCGCUCAGUUCUCCCAGGAGCUCGGUUUGGCGUCGCUUGGCGCUUCAGAUGAUGAUGUAAACAAACUGGCCACGUGUUACUUCUUCACUGUGGAGUUUGGGCUCUGUAAGCAGGACGGCAGGCUGAGUGCGUACGGCGCGGGGCUGCUCUCCUCCGUCAGUGAACUCCAGCACGCUUUGUCCAGCAGUGCCAACAUCCUUCCUUUUGACCCCACGGUGACCUGCAACCAGGAGUGCAUGAUCACCACGUUUCAGCACGUUUACUAUGUGGCCGACAGUUUUGAGGAAGCCAAGAACAAAAUGAGGGAGUUUGCCAAGACGCUUCGACGUCCCUUCACGAUACGCUACGACCCCUACACUCAGAGCGUGGACGUCCUGGAGGACACCAACAACAUCAACAGCAUGGUGAAGGACAUCCGGCACGAGCUGGACAUCGUCGAAGACGCUCUGAACCGACUCAGCAAAAAACUGCAGAGCGUGUAAAGAGGUGCUCGCAGUAAAGCCGCUGACAGCCGAACACUGCUUCCACGCCUCUGCUUCUGCUGCUGCAACAAAACACCUCCUCCUGAGGGGGAGGGGCCUCCUGAA
Molecule: messenger RNA, 1317 nt
Organism: Neolamprologus brichardi
Lineage: Eukaryota; Metazoa; Chordata; Actinopteri; Cichliformes; Cichlidae
Source: RefSeq, a predicted model, not a curated record